Branchiostoma floridae (Florida lancelet) is the source of this 3770-nucleotide messenger RNA. RefSeq names its product exportin-2-like. Lineage: Eukaryota; Metazoa; Chordata; Leptocardii; Amphioxiformes; Branchiostomatidae. Bases 152 to 3058 code for a protein of 968 amino acids. Gene Ontology annotation, cellular component: nuclear envelope; cytosol. Gene Ontology annotation, molecular function: nuclear export signal receptor activity; small GTPase binding. The transcript has 22 exons. Gene Ontology annotation, biological process: protein export from nucleus; protein import into nucleus. The record is from RefSeq and is a predicted model, not a curated record.
CGUCAUUUGAAGACGAAAUUCAAACACCCCCAUUUGGCAAAAUGAGCUGUUCCGUUCAUGCCUGACCUUAGCGCAUGCGUGCUGCACGAGCGCCAUUUUGAAACGGGCCGAGCCGAAGUCAGCAAAGGAGUUUGACAGGAAUUCCGCCGUAAUGGAGUUGAACGACACCAACAUGCAGGCCUUGGCAGGCUACCUGCAGAAAACCUUCUGUCCAGAUGUCGGUGAGCGGCGAGCAGCUGAGAAGUUUCUGGAGUCAGUGGAGGGACACCAGAACUACCCUGUCCUCCUGUUACACCUGGUGGACAAGGCUGAUGCUGACAUGACCAUCCGUGUGGCUGCAGCCAUCACCUUCAAGAACUACAUCAAGAGGAACUGGAGAAUCGUUGAGGACGAGCCUAACAAAGUGUCUGAGCCAGAUCGUGAUAUUGUGAAGAAAGAGAUUGUGGGCCUGAUGCUGCGAAUGCCAGAACAAAUACAGAGACAGUUGAGUGAUGCCAUCACCAUUAUUGGCCGUGAAGACUUUCCUGCCAAAUGGCCUGGCCUGGUGGAUGAGAUGGUGAAAAAGUUCCAGAGUGGAGAGUUCCAUGUCAUCAACGGGGUACUGCGCACGGCUCACUCUAUCUUUAAAAGAUACCGGCAUGAGUUCAAGUCCAAUGAGUUGUGGACAGAAAUCAAGUAUGUACUGGAGUCUUUUGCAGCACCUUUGAUGGAACUAUUCAAGAUCACCAUGGACCUGACCAAUAAAUGUGCUUCAGACCCAGUCAACCUUAAGAUCGUAUUAAGCUCCCUCACACUCAUCGCCAAGAUCUUUUAUAGCCUCAACUUCCAGGACCUGCCAGAGUUCUUUGAAGACAACAUGCAGACCUGGAUGACAGGAUUCCACACCUUACUGAAGCUGGACAACAAGCUGCUUGUAACAGAUGAUGAGGGAGAGGCUGGUCCGUUGGAGCUGAUUAAGUCACAGAUCUGUGACAACGUUGCGCUGUAUGCACAGAAGUACGAUGAGGAGUUCCAGCCGUACCUGCCACAGUUUGUAGAUGCCAUCUGGCACCUCCUCAUUACCACAGGCCAGCAGGUCAAGUAUGAUCUGCUGGUGAGUAAUGCCAUCGGGUUCCUGGCCUCAGUGUGUGAGCGGCCUCACUACAAACACCUGUUUGAGGAUGCUGCCACCAUGUCCUCCAUCUGUGAGAAGGUCAUCAUUCCUAACAUGGAGUUCAGAGAUUCCGAUCAGGAGCUGUUUGAGGACGACCCUGAGGAGUACAUCCGGCGCGACCUGGAGGGCUCGGACAUCGACACGCGGCGCCGCGCGGCCUGCGACCUGGUGCGGGGACUCUGCAAGUUCUUUGAAGCUCCUGUCACGCAGAUCUUCUCAGCCUACGUCGUAGCCAUGCUGGCGGAGCAUGCCAAGAACCCAGCCCAGAACUGGAGAAAGAAGGAUGCAGCUAUCUACCUGGUGACGUCCCUUGCCUCCAAAGCACAGACAGCCAAACUGGGAAGCACUCAGGCCUCUGAGCUGGUCAACCUGACAGACUUCUUCACCAGCCACAUUGCUACAGAGCUGCAGGCUGCUAAUGUGAACGAGCACCCUGUCCUGCGAGCAGAUGCCAUCAAGUACGUGACCACAUUCCGCACACACCUGUCGCACGACCACCUGAAGGCCUGCCUGCCGCUCCUGGUGAACCACCUGAGUGCAGAGAGCGGUGUCGUGCACACGUACGCAGCACACUGCCUGGAGAGGCUCUUCACCACCAAGGUCAAUGGGAAGCCAGUUAUCACCAAGGCCGAUGUGGAGCCCCUGGCAGUGGUCCUCCUCACCAACCUGUUCAAUGCCUUCACCCUGCCUGGGUCCCAAGAGAACGAGUAUGUGAUGAAGACUGUGCUGAGGACCUUCUCCCUGCUGCAGGAGUCCAGCAUCCCCUUCUUACCUUCACUCUUACCCAAACUCAUGGAAAAACUUGCUGCUGUCGCUAAGAACCCCAGUAAGCCCCACUUUAACCACUACCUGUUUGAGACCCUGGGCCUGGCCACCAGGAUCACCUGUAAGGCUAACCCUGCAGAUGUCACCAGCUUUGAGGAGGCUUUCUUCCCUCCCUUCCAGGAAAUGCUGCAGCAGGAUGUACAAGAGUUCAUCCCGUAUGUCUUUCAAAUCAUGUCUCUGUUGCUGGAGAUCCGUGUGGAUGGGAUCCCCGAGUCCUACAUGGCCCUGUUCCCCCACCUGCUGAUGCCUGUGCUGUGGGAGCGCAGUGGGAACAUUCCACCCCUGGUCAGGCUGCUGCAGGCAUACCUGCAGAAGGGCGCCCAGGCUAUCGCAGCUGCAGAGAAAAUUCCCAGCAUACUUGGAGUGUUCCAGAAGCUGAUUGCCUCCAAAGCUAAUGACCACGAGGGCUUCUACCUUCUUGACAGCCUUAUAGAACACAUGCCAGAAGCUAGCUUGUCCACCUACAUGAAACAGAUCUUCCUCCUGCUGUUCCAGAGACUACAAAGUUCUAAAACAACAAAGUUUAUCAAGAGUUUUCUAGUGUUCAUGUGUCUGUUUUCCAUCAAGUACAGUGCCACAUCCUUGGUGCAAAUGGUGGAUGGCAUACAGCCAAAGAUGUUUGGCAUGGUGCUGGAGAAGUUGUUCCUACAGGAUGUGCAGAAGGUUUCCGGCCACACGGAGAGGAAAAUCUGUGCUGUUGGCAUGACCAAGCUGCUAACAGACUGCCCUGCCAUGCUGGGGGAGUACCAGGCCCAUUGGACACCCCUGCUACAGGCUCUGAUUGGUCUGUUUGAACUUCCCGAGGAUGACAGCGUCCCCGACGACGAGCACUUCAUUGAGAUAGAAGACACGCCCGGUUACCAGACUGCAUACUCCAAACUGGUGUUCUCCGGGAAGAAUGACCACGAUCCCCUCAAUGGGGCUGUAGCAGAGCCCAAAAUCUUCCUGGCACAGAAUUUGCAUAAACUUAGUGCAACGUGUACUGGAAAGAUUCCUGGUAUGAUCAGUUCCGGCCUGGAUGCAAAGGCAGCCCAGUACCUGCAGGGGUACCUCCAGGCUGCUAAUGUGGCCCUGCAGUAGCAGGACAGGCUAGGGAGGAGCUUACUGUCACUUCGCCUGUAGCAAGGAAAGUUUGUUGGGUUGACAUUCGCAAAUCAUUCAUUAUGUAUUUCACAAAAACAAUGUGAUACAUGUUAAACGUGCUUUAAGCUGGAAUCUUUUCCAUGUUGUGUAAAUAUGAUAAGCCUUACAACACACCAUUUCAGAUGAGAAGAUGCAUUUGUGUGCUAAGCUUUGUAGCAGAACAAACGAGAAGAACUCCUAUCUCACAUGUAGUAUUAAGUCUUUACUUCACUGUCCUUAAAACUACAAGUAAGGAGAAAUAGUAUGUCUGAUAGCUCCAAGUGUGAAGGCCUAAGUUUAGAAGAAAAAAAAGAUACCAGCUACUCCUCGGUAGGCUUAAACGAAGAAAGUGGUAAAUGUCUGUUCUCUCUUAUGUUUCAAUGAAAUUGAUGUUUAUGAAUCUAAAAGAUUUACUUGCAGUCAAACAUUUUAUACAUAGAACAAAUCCGUGACUUAAAGUCUGUUCAGUGAGGGAUGAGGGAAAGUUGGUCUAGUAAGGCAAGCCUUACCUUAAAGGUGCACAGAGGACAUGCCCUGUACUGUAGCAACAAGAUCGGAUAAAUACUUUGUAUCUUUGGUACAGUAGUUAUCUGUAUCACUCCCACCUUGUUAGCACAAAAGCUAUGAACUAUCAUGAAAGUAAUUUUGAAACAAAUUAAAAAGUAAUGCU